CUCCUUUUCAUCUCUGUCGCUCACGAGCAUGGCUCACACAAUCAGUCUCCAAGCAAGAAGGCAAAAGUGAAAUAUUCAGUUCACGCCGACCGCCAUCGUGUUCCAUUUCAUCUACUCCCUUUACUUCAACGUCUACGCCACCGCCAGCGCAAUAGGCUCUCUGCGACUCUCACUCUCAAAAUCUCUGUCGACUACCUGGUCACCAUCAGCAGACGAAGACAUCUAUAAAUUUCAGUCCCUGUGACCUAAAUUCCUGGAUCCGCCUGGAUGAUGGCAACAACUCAAUCAUUCAACGGCAAUCUGAAGAAAGCAGUUGCUGGACUGAGACGAAUUAAUUUGGAAGGCUUGAAAUGGAGAGUGUUUGAUGCAAAAGGACAGGUCCUCGGGAGGCUAGCAUCACAACUAUCAACUGUGGUUCAGGGCAAGGAUAAGCCUACAUAUACACCCAAUCACGAUGAAGGGGAUAUGUGUAUUGUAAUCAAUGCAAAAGAUGUAUGUGUCACUGGGAGGAAACUAACCGAUAAGUUCUACCAUUGGCAUACUGGGUAUAUUGGCCACCUUAAAGAGAGGAGUUUGAAAGACCAGAUGGCCAAGGAUCCUACUGAAGUAAUUCGCAAAGCUGUGCUACGCAUGCUUCCCAGAAACAAAUUGCGUGAUGAUAGUGAUAGAAAAUUGAGGAUAUUUGCUGGCAAUGAGCACCCUUUUGGUGACAGGCCUCUCGAACCAUAUGAGAUGCCUCCUCGACAAGUGCGUGAAAUCCGGCCCCGUGCAAAACGAGCUAUGAUUCGAGCUCAGAAGAAAGCCGAACAACAAGAACAAGGUGUUAGCACAUACAUGAGGAAGGGCAAAAAGAAGGUAGAGGAAGAUGCAGAAGUUGGUGAAUGAAUGAAUGAGCUUUUUCAAGUGAUUUUUGAUUAAAAUUUUGACCUUUAAUAAUUUUGCCAUGGAAUUCUUGUUGGCUAGUGUACGGAACUGUUAUUUUCUUUUGCAUGUAUUGUUUUUAAAUAUUGUAAUGUGGUAGUAGAUUGAAAAUGGUGUGAAGCGAAUAAUUUCCAUCCC
Molecule: messenger RNA, 1059 nt
Organism: Olea europaea var. sylvestris
Lineage: Eukaryota; Viridiplantae; Streptophyta; Magnoliopsida; Lamiales; Oleaceae
Product: 50S ribosomal protein L13-like
Exons: 7
Coding region: 268-885 (205 amino acids)
Biological process (GO): translation; negative regulation of translation
Cellular component (GO): mitochondrial large ribosomal subunit; ribosome
Molecular function (GO): structural constituent of ribosome; mRNA binding
Source: RefSeq, a predicted model, not a curated record